AUGCUUUGCCUGGAUGGGACAGAGAGUCUGACCGGCCAAGGGGUUUCAUGCCUCCCUCUACGGACGAAUUGGCAGAAGCCUGAGAAGGAGGAAGAGGGACUUGUAGGAGAUUUCAAGGGAGGGAAGUUGGUACGAGGGACCACCGUCAAGCACAAUUCCGCAGUCGCAUCAAGGGCGACGUUCGACUAUUUGCCCAAUGCUAAUGGUCGCAAGUCAGCUAAGAGGCCAGCGGAAAGUGCACCAUGGGAGCCAGGGACUCGUGAUGUGACGGAGAAAGGGGUGGAUAGGUCCAAGCGACGGUUCCCGAAAGCGAGAAGACACCGGCUCGCGAGAGGGGGCGUUUCUGGCAAGCACGUGAACCGCGCAAAAGCAGUCGAGCAGAUUCUUUCUGCCCAUCAGCGCGCGGAGGAGGAGGCAAUUCGGCAGGCUGCUAUGCGGAGGAAAGCAACUUUUGAGAAGCAGCGCCGCAGGAAAGUAUGCAGGGCAAGGGAAGCGGAGAGGGACACGCAGGCGGGAGUGGAGGUGAAGAACGCAGAAAGAAAAUGGCAGGAUGGGCAGCCAGCAGAUGCGGAGGAAAAGGAAGAGAGAGCGAAGAGUGGGCAGCAGGAGCAACUGCGGCACUCGGUUGGCGGGUGCCGUGAUGAGAAGAGAACGACAUCGGAAAAGCAGGCAGGGGGCUUCUUCUCGCUCGAACGAUGUAAAGUGUUUUUUAAAAAGACUGGCCCCCAGAAGAUCAAUCACGCCGGCGCCCCUGCUGCCCCCAUAGUCCCAAGGGGCCAAGACCUGCGAGCGGGCGCCAUGUGUGGUCGCAGCGGGUAUCGCGCCGAUAUUUCCGAUCCUGAGGCGGAGGCGCCCACCAACUUUGGCGUCGGCGUGCGGGAGGCCUUUGUGAGCGCGGCCGCCCCCGCAGAUGCCGAUAGCGUGCGCGAGGUCCCCCGUCAACCGCACACGGCCGCAAUCUGCGGUGCCGCAGUGCGCGCAGCCUCUCUUUCCCGCGCUGGUCCCUCGGCGACGCCUUCUCCUUCCGACGCUGCUCAUAGUGAUACACCUUGUCGCCUCUCCAGCGUCCAGACGACACCAGCCGCGGACGGAGAGACGGCAGGACAAACGCGCGACUGUCGGGAGGUGCUCCGUUUGCGCGGUGGUGGGCCGAAGCGGAAGUCCAACUACUCCGAGGAAGAGUGGGAAACAGACAGCGAUUCCGAAGAGUCGGACGAGAUUUGGAAAGAUCUCGAGGAGCUGAACGGAGAAUCUGACGACGAAGAGAGGGAGGACGAAGCAGAGGGGGGUUCGAUGAAUGAAGCGGAGGCUGAAACAGGGCCCCCUGAAGAAACUUCCGAUGACGGGGGAGAAAAGUCGUCCGAAGACGCGUCCAAAAGUAACGAGGGUUCGGAAGAGAACAUGGAGGUGGAGUUGCCCAGACCCAUGGCCCGGGGUUCAAACCAGGGGGAAGGAAACAAUGCGGAUGCAGAAGAAGACCCGUCCCUUUCAGGCGGUGCUGCAGCGGCGCCUCUGGUCGCCAGGAUUGGCACGAUCCAGUCUCUUCCUGCGACCCCGAAUGAACGGGCUACCCAGGACGCCCUCCAAGUCCCAACUGAACCAAGCCGGCGGCAGCCCGCCCGCAAGCGCGUCAUACGGACAAUGGAUCUUAGUGACGACGAGAUGAGCGAAGGUGCUGGGAAGGACGAGUCCGAGGAGAGGCCCCCAAAUCGAAGGCAGCGGAUGGAAGACAAGGGCGAGCUUGGACGGCGCUUUGGAUCCGGAAGGGGCUACCCACAGAGCGCGCAGGACGAAGGCGGCCGCCCAAGCCAGCAAACGGGUCUUGAAGACUGCUGGAAGAAGCUCACGGCCAAUGAAACUGCCGCCAGAGGCGGUAACGAGCAAGAAGUCGGCCGCCUGCCGAGGGAAGUGGGCCGCGACAGUCUAGUGCAGCGGACAACAGGGCGCGAAGACGGCGCUCGCGCCAUCUAUCUUCAGAACACUCUGAACGUGCGCAUUGAAGAGAAGACCAUGAAGCGUGACGUGAGGAUUAGUCACCUCGAAAGGACAAGCGUCAACGAAAUUGACGAGAUCGAGACGGUCUGCAACCUUUUGAGAAGCACCAAGCUCGUCAAGAACGCCAGGCAGGUUCUGAGAGAGGGGGAUAAGAAAUCUUUCAUGCAGUCGUUAGCCGUAGCGGCAUUUGCGGUGGGGGAUGCGCGCUUGUGCAACGAGGGCGUUAAGCUGGGGACAAAAAAUUCGAAGGAGUUCGCCACCGACAUCUGCAAGCUCUUCAACACUGACAUCAACAGCAAGGCCCGAUAUUUUACCCUCCCCUCGCCAGCUGUCCUGGAACGCAUCUUCCAAGAAGACCCCGGACUACUCUUCUCCUUCUGCCUUUCCGGUUUUCUCCAGGGGGAGGGUUGUCUUAUGAAGUGUCGGCCGUCGAUGAUAGCAAAGUACCCGGCAAUACUCUUCGUUUCAGGGAGCUUGAAAGCCAUACUUGGCAUCUGGUGUUCCAUAGCGCGGUGCUUCGGAGUGGAGACGGGCUCAUUCAGUAUAUGUGUUGCAAAAAUUGAAGAAGAUGACGUCUUCCCUGAGGACGACGACGUUCAUGUGUCGAAAAAGGAAGCAGAGCCGGACAUCGACGAAACGGAGACGCAACCGGAGCGGAAAGGACGUGUGCGGUACUCCGAGCUAUCGGACAGAGAGGAGCGGCAGGGGGUGCGCUUGCUGCUGCAAGUGGCGCGCGCGAGAUCGAAAGAGAUCAAAGAUGCCCUGAAACGGUGGGCCCAGGAAAUUGGCGCGGAGGACGAGAACUCGGACGAGGAAGAUUCCGAAGGAGGAGGGGUUGUUUGGAGCAAGGAGCUAGCCAGGGGUCUCGCAUGCCGCGCGGCAAAACGGUUUGCAUAUGACCGGCCGCUGACCUAUGACCUGGUUAUGCGGGUUGUCAUCGAGGAGUUGGAGAAAAUCUAUCUGCAAGAUGCGGGCGACGGCCGGAAAGUGAUGUAUCGCUUGACUUACACCGCAAAGCACGACGUCCUCAAACUCGCCGUCAUCCUGGUGAUCGGAAGCGACUGGAAGACAGCCGUGACGACAAAACUGGAGGCGUUUGUGAAAUGGGCGACCACUUUCAAGGAAAUCGGUAAAGGCAACUUUCCAGGCGCACAGAAGGGGAUCGAGUUUCGUGAAGGGAUCCGACCCUUCGCCCAGAAGAGCAACGAUAUCAACCCGGGGGACCCACACUGCUGCAGCUCGCUUGAAGCUCAACAGUAUCACCUGAAGAGGUGGAAGGAGAACAAGCUUACGUGGGAUCAGUAUCGUACGGCGUCGUGGGUAUCCUCAAAAUCAAGUGCCAGCGGCAGGCUGAAGAAGGAGAACAUCAACUCAACGGUGGAGACCGACGCUGUUUACUGGGAGCAAAGAUCAAAUCUGUGGGAUCCAGAGCUGAACAAGCGGAUCCAUCAGCACGAGAAGCGUUUUGAGGUGCCGAAUGGGGCGACAUUCGAUCCUGAGGUGCUAAGGAACAAGUUCCUGCAGCGUCCCCAGCAGCUCGGGCUCUUUCUGCGUGGCAGCGCGGAAAUCUGUUCAGACCUGCCAGUGACUACGUCUCAGUCUAAAGAUGGAGAAUGCGCUUUCCUUGUGGAGGAGGCGUGGCUGAAGGACCUGACGGACUGGCUCUUCAAGCAGCCUCCCUGCGGGCCACCCCCCUCGCCAACGACAUACGAAAUCAAAACGACGUGGCCUCUUUUGUUGGGUACGGAACAUUCGACGGCCAUGGUUGUAACGAGCUAUCAGCUCUUCGUUCUCGCAACACUUCUUCGCUUCGAGGAUUAUGACCCCCAGAAGCUGCCGCGAGUGCCGGUCAGCACAGGAGCAGGACGGAAGAGGGGGACGGUCGCCGACCUACGACCCGCGUCCAUUAAAGAGGUCCGUUUGCGGACGGCGGGCGGCCUGCUGACAACGACACAAAGCAAACUCUGGGUGUCCACGAACUGGACGAUGGAGCAACUACGAGCCAAGACGAAGGAGUGGUGUUACAAGGGCUUGAAGGUGGACCAGACGGACUACUUCGGAACCCUUGAUUGGAGAACCGAGGUCACCCUUCUGGUCGACUGUGCCCCUGUUGGACAAGCGAGGAGCGUGGCGUUCAAUUCGGGUCAGACUCUCGGUGUCUUCAUCGAGAAGGGGCUUGAGUCGGCGCUGGAGAGGGCGGAGCGGCCGCACUGUCGUGACUGGACGCGUGUUGAAUUGAUUGUGGUCGGUGAGGAGGCCGCUCCACCGGGUGUACCAAAAGCCCUCCGAGCGGCGGUCGAAAAGUCUCGAAUGGGAGCGGAACUUAGUGAAGGAGCGAGCGAAGGAGGAGACGGCGAUCAGCGAGCGGGGGGUAAGCGGUGGGAGCCAUACGCGGAGUUUAAUCGCCGUUUUGUUGGCACAUGGAAGCAGCAACUAGAGCGGGCGCGUCGAUUGAAUCUGUCCGAGAUGGACGUCCGGCCGGAGCAAGUCAACGCGCUUGAGGCGCGCAUAAGGCAGAAGCUCGAAACGAUCAGAGAGAGUCUCGGGGACGACGAGAAAGAGAUUGACAUCGAGAUCAAAGCCUACGGACUCACGCUGAUACGCACCGUGGAGAUGACCCUGACCUGGGCAGACGUGAGCCCGCGGGCAAGGAACUGGGUGUACGACCAACACCUCCUGAAUCACAUCGAGAUGGGGGGUUGGCUUUGCAACAAGUGCGAUCGGGUUGUCCCGGGCGAGGAUUCGGACGAUGUACCGAGGAACAUCCGGUGUUGUUGCACCGAAGGGGAACGACUGCCAAAGGGAAGAGGGCGCUCGCAGCCGCGCACCUCACCCGAGCCGGAUCACAAAUGCGGUUCACGGAAGAUCAAAUGGUCGACGGCAGCUUGUGGCGGCCGGAGCAUUCUCGUUGUGCAGAAAACGUUAGUCGAACUGGGAUGCGCCACGUGGGCGCUUGCAGGCCCGAAGAAGUUUCGCGGGACGCGUGUUCCGUACACGUGGCCUGGCCCGGAAGGGAAUGGCGCCGAAGGAUCGAUUACAACGAUCCAGAUGGCGAAGCUGAUGUGGCAGGUGCUCCUGAACGCAGGCUUUGACGAGUAUGUUAGGUCGAUGAACCUGCUCCGAUCAUUGGGCAAAAGACAGCAAAAGAUCGGACGGGAGACUUCAUCAAGGCGGGGAAACGUAACUGGGGGCGUGGCAACCGGAAGAAAUAUUGAGGAGGACAGCAAGAACUCGAAAGGGCGCCGGAGAAGGCGCAGGACGAAGGGAGAGGACACGUGGAAGAUGCUGGGCCACAACGGGCUCUUGGGAAGAGGGGUGGGAGCGGGGUGCUGGUUGGAAAAGCAGCGAGAGAGGGUUGGGAUUUGUAAGCCACUUUCUGGGCCACAGGUCGUGAGCGCACUUUCUGCAGGAAUACUAACUCGUGCAAACACAAAACCGACAGGAAAUAGAUCUCUAGACAGUAUGGACGAGGAAGCUUUUGAAACAGAGAGCUCAAAAGUAGAGCCAUCCACCCCUCAUCUGGCGCAGCUUGUGCCGUAGCCUUAGAAGAUCCUAGGGGAGAGAAGUGCCACUCUGUGGUGGCCUAUUCCGGCGGCCUUUAAUCGUCGAUGAUUGGCGCGAGCACAAAGACCAGUCGCGG
Messenger RNA from Klebsormidium nitens, 5635 nucleotides. The record is from the annotation of a GenBank genome assembly. NCBI's taxonomy places the organism in Eukaryota, Viridiplantae, Streptophyta, Klebsormidiophyceae, Klebsormidiales, Klebsormidiaceae.